Messenger RNA from Durio zibethinus, 1952 nucleotides. The record is from RefSeq and is a predicted model, not a curated record. Lineage: Eukaryota; Viridiplantae; Streptophyta; Magnoliopsida; Malvales; Malvaceae.
UUUACUUCUAAAAGUAAAUUUUUUAUCGUUUAUUCUCCGAUGGUUAUUUGCUCUCCUCUUUAAUAUUUCUGCAUUUUACUUCUUUUUUUUUUCAUUUUAUGCUAGGAAUCUUUCAAUGAGAAAGAUCUAGUCUAAGAAUCAGUAAAAUGAAAUUGAAAGAAUGAAAUAAAGAUUUUUGUGGAAGGUUUAAUAACAGUAUAACUACCUAGUCUUCGGCUUUUGGAAGCAAAUUAUUCUACAAUGGGAAUGCUCCUUCCAAAACUUAGAUUAAGAAGGGUUGGGUUGCUCUUCUUCUAGGCAAUUUUUUGUUUAUUGGUUUCUUUACCUCCCUAUUUUUCCUCUUUGAGUGUCUUUUAUUAAGAAACUAACCUGUUAUUUUUCCCCCUAGUGGUUUUUCGAGGUUGAUCCCGUUGAGGAAAGCUGAAAGCUGCAGAAAUGGAGAAUCAAGGACAUGGUUGGUGGUACAGAGUGAUGGUCUGGGAAAUUAUGGGCUUAUUCCUCAAUUAUUUACUUAUUAUCUUGCACAAACAGCUACUUGCUUAACUGGUUGUUUUUCUGAUUAUUCUGUGGAACCUGAUGCUAGAGAUUCGAGGGAUUCCAUUGUACAUGAACAAGAAUUAGUAACAUUUUCUUCUGGACAGAGUGAGGUGUCCAUGAUUAGUGAUCAUCUGUUUUCUAGUGGAAACUGCUCGACAUUGUCUGAAUCCUCUAGUCCUGCUUCUACUACCCCUGCUAACCAUGUUGGAGUAGCAAGGGCCUCUGCUGGAGAUCCAUCUGAAAAUACUGGUGUGAUUGUACAAUCAAAUAAUACUGAGCUAAAUGGGAUUUCCAUUUUUCAAGGGCACCUAUUCCUAUAUGCUUAAUUGUGGAUGUCUUUUGCUUAUUGAAAGAGCAUGGAGGACUGUUCGUGGAUCUGCAGAUGAUAUAGGAUGGUUGAAGAGUGAUCCAGAGACGCCUUCAGUUGAAGAUGGAACUGAGGAGUUUAUGGAAAUCCUUGACAAUAUUAGGCAUGGUCUACACAAACUGCCAAGCUCAAUGGUUUAUUUAUUGGUUCCAGGUCUUUUCAGCAACCAUGGGCCUCUUUAUUUUGUCAGUACAAAAACGAGUUUCUCAAAGAUGGGUCUGACUUGUCACAUUGCGAAAAUUCACAGUGAGGCUUCAGUCGAGAAAAAUGCCAGAGAGAUAAAAGAUUACAUUGAGGAAAUUUAUUGGGGAUCAAAGAAACGUGUUUUGCUUCUUGGACAUAGCAAAGGAGGAGUAGAUGCAGCCGCUGCUUUAUCUAUGUACUGGUCUGACUUGAAAGAUAAGGUUGCCGGUUUGGCAUUAGCACAGAGUCCAUAUGGUGGAAGCCCUAUAGCUGCGGAUAUCUUGAGAGAAGGACAGCUUGGUGAUUAUGUUAAUCUACGGAAACUUAUGGUGAUUCCAAUUUGCAAAGUGAUAAAUGGGGACAUGCAAGCUUUGGAAGACUUGACUUACGAGAAGGAAUUUUUGAAGAAACACUGUUUGCCGAGGGAGCUUCCUGGUGUUUCUUUCCAUACUGAAGCUAGCAUCAGUCCUGCUGUUCUGGCAACAUUAUCUCAUGUUGCUCAUGCGGAGCUACCAUUGUUGACUUCCCUUUCUGCUGGCCAGCCUGCAAGAUUACCUGUUGUCAUUCCCCUCGGUGCUGUAAUGGCUGCAUGUGCCCAGUUGCUGCAGGUAAGGUAUGGUGAAAAGAGCGAUGGGGUUGUCUAACGCUGUGAUGCAGAAGUCCCAGGAUCUGUUGUGGUGCAGGCCAAACGUAAAUUAGAUCAUGCCUGGAUGGUUUAUUAAUCAUUGAAUGAUGACCCUUCUGCAGCAGAUGCAGCGCAAGUGUGCGAGGCUCUUUUGACAUUACUUGUGGAAGUUGGGCAGAGAAAAAGGCAUGAACUUCCAAUGAAAGACGAAUGACAUCAGUCCGCUCAUGCCGAUGUCAU